AACUUCAAUAGAAACACUUUUUUAUGUUGUAUGAUCUUUUCAUAAAUACGUUCUGUUUUAUAUUGUUUGUCAAUCAACUUCUGAAAAAGAAAUUUUUGUACUUAAGUUAGUUGAGUUCACUAGUUCAUCUUACCACCAUAUAUGUUAUGUGAUUCUCAGGGCCAGUAACGUUCAUAUUGUUAUUCUAUAAUUUUUUAGCUAGCUUGCUAAAAAUUUUUUUUUUUACGUUGUUUGGUGUUUCUAUUGCACUUGUUAAAAAGCAGCGAUUCUCUUUUUUUUGGUGAAUGAUACCUGUCGUUUCAAAUACUCCAACGUUUUCCGAUUCGGAUAAUUCAAAUCAAUGUAGUGAUUUCUUUACUAGAGUGAAGCGUGAUAUGUCGGUCGCGCAGGAUAAGAAUCUUAUCGGCAGCAGCUCUUCAAACCCUCCAUUCGACGCUAGUACGGUAAAAAAUGAGAACGAUUUUUCACAACAUGAGACUACUCUAAGAAAUGCUUUUCAACAGAGCUUUUUUAAUCCUAAUAAAUCAGAAUCAACCGAGUAUUCCACCCACGCCCGCAAUUUUCGAGCUUGUCGUUUGCGCAAUAAGGCUUCGUCUGCAAUGUUUUAUGAAGGCAAAUCGGAUUCGGAAACAACUGAGGGAAUAUCAAGUGGCAUUAGUGUCGUCACUGAAUCCGAUGAAUCCAGUAAUCUCGUUGACUCCGACGAUACUGAGGUUCAAGGUAACGGGAGGAGACAUUUGAAAAAUAAAUUAACGAAACCGAAUAAUAGUUUGAAAACCAAAAAAAAGGUUACAACUUCCCAUAACAGCAAAUACAAGACAUCCAACACAUUUGGUGGAGAACAUUUAACAACAGCUUGGACACCUCGGUUGUCUAAUGGAAAUCGUAAGAAAGACUUGAGAAAAAAUGACGCCUCUCAUUUAGAUUCCGAUGCAUCUUCCUAUGUUGAAUUUGGGCGGCGUCAGAGAAGUAGAGUCACCACUCAAAAGAAACAAUUGUUACCACCACUACGCGCCUCAACACGCCAUGCUACUAUUUCACAGCCUAAUUUUUCCCAACUGCUUCAAAGCAGUUCUUCAUCAAGUUCUUCUUCUUUUUCUGAUGAUGAUAAUGCUAGUACUUUUGUUGAGUCAAGCACAGUAGUGCAAAAUGUUGAAAAGGUUUUAGGUUAUCGUUUCUUGAAUGAAUCAGAAAAAACAGAAGUUUGUGUAAUGCCGUGGAGUGUGAACAAUGAAAAAGAAACUGUUUUAGACGAUCUGGAAUUUUUAAUCAAAUGGAAUGAUAAGUCUCACCUCCAUAACACAUGGUGCACAUAUCAGUCUCUGGUGAAUACACAUUGUGGUGGACUCCGUAAGGUUGAAAUUUUCUUUCGCAAAAUGCAAUAUUUAAGUCAACAACUUCCCCAUAUGACAAAUGAUGAAAUCGAAUGUCAAAAUAUAACUUUGGAAUUCCAAAGACAAAUCGAUCUUGAUUCUUUGAUUGCCGAAAGAAUUAUCAGUCAUCGAGUUGAAUAUCGUACUCGAACUAUACCAAGCAAUUUUAUAACUAAGACGACUCCUUGUAAAACGUCUUUGUCGCCGAUUGACUUGCAAGAAACCCAUUUGAAUGAAAUCGACAAAGUUAAUGACGCGUCUUUAGAUACAUCUUUGCCCGAUUCGUUAGUAUGCGUGUCUUCGGAGCAGCACGAACCACAAGACGCAUCUUUAGACGCUAAUAACAAUGAAACUAAUAAACAAACUGCUUCUGUGCAGUUUCAAAAACUAAGCACGGAUAUGUAUUAUGUUAAAUGGACGAACUCUCAAUACGAUCAAUGUACAUGGGAAACAGGUGAUGUUUUGCGAGAACAUGGAUUUGCGUCAGUUAUUGAAGAGUUUUACAAGCUGCAAUCGAGGAUUUCAGGAUCUGCUUCAGCAUUUCUUCCGCUCCAUCGUCAUUCCUUGUGUCGAACAAGUUUUCAACCUUAUACAACCACCCCGUUUUAUUUGAAUCAAAGCCAUGGCAAAGAUUUGCGGGAUUAUCAAUUAACAGGUCUGAACUGGAUGGUAUCUCGGAUGAAGAAAGGAUAUUCCGUUUUACUUGCAGAUGAAAUGGGACUCGGAAAAACAGUUCAAACCAUUUCUGUCAUAGGACACAUUAUGUUCUCUGAACUUAUUGUAGGUCCUUUUCUAAUUAUAGUUCCUCAAAGUACAGCGGACAAUUGGCUUAGUGAAUUCCGGCAAUGGCUUCCCACAGCCAACGUGAUCGUUUACCACGGAAAUCCGGUAUCUCGUGCCAUUAUACAAGAGUUUGAAAUGGACCGUGUUCAAGCUUGGCCUUAUGUGGCUUCAAGAAAUACAGAAAAUACAGUUGGUUCUCGCAUUUUAGCCGGUUCCAACCGAUGGCGCUAUCGGUUUGAUGUUUGUAUUUGUACAUUUUCUAUAUUGAACAAUACAGAACAACUUGAAUUUCUCCGAAGGUUUGAAUGGUAUCUAAUAGCAAUUGAUGAAGCGCAUUUAUUAAAAAAUCGAAAAUCGCGUCGUUUUCGAGAGCUCAAAUGUUUUAAAUCACAAUAUCGCAUCCUUUUAUCGGGAACACCUUUGCACAAUAAUUUGGAAGAGUUAUGGUCUUUAUUACAUUUUUUGAGUCCCCGCGUCUAUGAAAAUUUAGAAACAUUUAAAGGACGGUUUUCAGAAAUCGAACAAAAUGAUUCUGUUGGGAUCAUUAAGGAGAAACAAUUAGAAAUGCUUCAAUCCGAACUUCACGAAUUAGUUUUGCGUCGUGUUAAAAAAGAUGUUGAAAAAUCUUUACCUCGUAAACUUGAAAGGAUACUUAGGGUUGAGUUGUCUCCACAGCAGAUGCAAUGCUCUAAAGCCAUUUUGUCCAGAAAUUAUGAGAUAUUAGCUCGUUCAACCGGAACUAGUAAAGCAUCAUUACAGAAUAUUUGCAUGGAGCUAAAAAAAGCUUGUAAUCAUCCUUUGUUGCUACGAAGUGACUUUGAUAUCGCCACACUUCAAUCGAAUGCCUCAAUUUCUCCUUCUUACAGAGAAGAAUGGUAUAAUGCACUACUUAAUACAUCAGGAAAAAUAGCAUUAUUAGAUAAAUUACUUCCAUAUUUAAAGGAACGCAACCACAGAGUUUUAAUUUUUUCCCAAAUGGUUCGCAUGUUAAAUAUUCUUUCCAUGUAUUUAACGUUACGAGGGUUCAAACAUCAACGCUUGGAUGGCACUCGCUCACGCGAGGUUCGCAGAAAAGCAAUUGAUCAUUUUAAUCACCCCGAUUCAGAUGAUUUUUGUUUUCUCUUGUCUACUCGAGCCGGCGGAUUAGGCAUUAAUCUUACGUCAGCGGAUACAGUUAUUAUCUAUGAUUCUGAUUGGAACCCUCAAAAUGAUUUGCAAGCUGAAGCUCGAGCCCAUCGUAUAGGUCAAACUAAAACAGUUCAAAUUUAUCGUUUAGUCACGAAAGAUACCAUUGAGGAGCGUAUAUUAGAAAGAGCAAAAUGUAAAAUGGUUCUUGAUACCCUUGUUGUACAGGGAUUGAAUAAAAGAGAAGACAGAGCUAUUUUUGAUGAUACACAAAUGAAAAAUGAUAAUAAGACCUUGCCGUCACAGCAGUCAGGAUUCAGUCGGGAAGAAUUGAACCGAAUAUUAAAGUUUGGUGCUUCUAAACUAUGGAAACCGUCCACGUUAAAUAAAGUGAGCCAAGAAAGUACAACGGAUACCUCAACUCCAAUGAGCCACUGCCAAUUUUCAGAAGCCAAUAACACAACCAUCGAUCUUGAUCGAAUAUUGGCAGAAGCAGAAGAAACAAAUAACGAAAGCUUUGCAGAUCAACUAUUGUCAAGUUUCACAAAUAUAUCUGACUUUCAUUUCACAGCGACCCAUGAGCCGACAGAAUGUGAUGGUACAUGGGAAAGUGUGAUUCCAAAAGAAGAUCGUAAACAACAUGAGUUUGAAGAUAAUAUGAUAUUCACAAAAAGACAAAGGAAACAAGUUGAAAGACAAGGUGUUAUCUUUUUAAACUACAUAGAUGAAGACUCAGGAGCGCCUUUACCGGUACGUCCCAUAUCCAAUGAUGAUGCAAAAGCGAAUUUAGCCGAAACACCACUAAACAGUUCAAUGAAAAAACUUUCAACACGGAAAAAACAAUCACGGAAACAUGAAAAAAUAACCAGUCAUGCUAACACUAGCUUCGAAAAAGAUGAUGUAGAAGGUACGCCGUUAAAUGGAAAAUCAAGUGAAAAGAAACCCUUCACAGAAAGCAAACGACGUAAACUUACACCAAAAAUUGAGAAAAACCCAGUACCGAAAAACAUGAGUAAAAAAGAUAAAAAGCCAACAACAUUAGAACUAGCUGAAACUAAAAAAAUCAAUAAAACUUCUUCAAUACGUAUACCUAAAAAGAACCGUGAGGACCAAAAUCUUAAAAAAAAUUAACAACAAAAAAUAAUAUAUUUUGUAGUUACAACAGUGUAUCAAAAAACGAUGUAAUCAGUUAAAACCCCAAGACAGUAAAACUCAGACUUUGUUCAAAUUGGAAGAAAUAGGCUUAUUACUUGUGGUCAAGACUGCAACAUCUUAUUCUUUCUAAAAUUACAACAGCGUCAAUUUUUUUUUCUUCUAGUUCGUUUUAUUAUUGCCUAGAAGUUAAUUUAUAAACUUUUAAUUUGUUUUUAUAUAUUCAAGUGUAAAGUUUAAUAUUGACGCAAUAAGUUCUUUUUUUGCUAAUAUACCAUUGUUUUGAAGAUUCAUAGCACUUUCUUCGUGUUCAGUUUCAAAAAAACCACAAAUACUGUACGGUAAAAAAUAAUUAGAAUCCCACAUUUUCAUCAUAAAACAAGGAAUUACGAUCAUGAAAUUACAUUAAAAAAUUGUACAACACAUGCUGACCCAAAAUGAUUUUGUAGUAGCAGUAUGCAUUUGGGUAACGUUAGCAGUCUA
Hylaeus volcanicus is the source of this 4916-nucleotide messenger RNA. RefSeq lists its product as uncharacterized. The record is from RefSeq and is a predicted model, not a curated record. Gene Ontology annotation, cellular component: chromatin; nucleus. Bases 285 to 4412 code for a protein of 1375 amino acids. Gene Ontology annotation, biological process: nucleosome organization; regulation of transcription by RNA polymerase II. Gene Ontology annotation, molecular function: DNA binding; histone binding; ATP hydrolysis activity. Lineage: Eukaryota; Metazoa; Arthropoda; Insecta; Hymenoptera; Colletidae. The transcript has 14 exons.